AUGGCGAUCACACGCGCCUCCUUUGGCCUUUGCCUCCUCCCUUCUUUGGCUACCAUUGCCACUGCCAAUUAUUACGCUCCCUCAUCUCCACCGGUUUAUACUCCACCGGUUCAUAAACCCACGUUUCCACCUCCAGUUUACACACCACCUCCCCACAAACCCACCAUUCCACCUCCGGUGUAUACUCCACCGGUUCAUAAACCCUCGCUUCCACCUCCGUUUUACACUCCACCACUCCACAAGCCAACUCUCCCACCUCCGGUUUACAUUCCACCAGUUUACAAGCCCACCCUCCCACCUCCGGUUUACACGCCACCGGCCAAGCCAACUCUCCCACAUCGGGUUUACUCACCACCCGCCUACAAGCAUACUGUCCCGCCUCCAGUUUACACACCAUCGGUUUACAAACCUACACUCUCAGCUCCGGUUUACACUAAGCCUACUCUCUCACCUCCGGUUUACAAGCCCUGCCCCCUUCCUCCGGUCUACAAAAAGUUUCCAAACUAUUCUCGUCCUCCUCCAUACGUAUCAAAACCAACCUACAUGCCAUACGUCCCAAAUAUCAUUAAAGCCGUUGAUGGCAUCAUCUUAUGCAAAAACGGCUACAAAACGUACCCAAUUCUAGGAGCAAAGGCGAAGAUUGUGUGCUCGGAACCAGGAUCAUAUGGGAAGAACAAGAACGCGGUUGUGGUCUACAGCAAUCCGACUGACUCUAAGGGAUACUUCUACGCAACACGGCUCUGCUUCUACGUGGCGUUGACCCACAUUAAGGACCUAUCUUACUGUCGUGUCAAGCUCUACACUUCAUCGAUCAAGACUUCCAAGAACCCGACCAAUGUCAACAAGGGUCUCACCGGUCGUGUCAAGCUCUAA
Molecule: messenger RNA, 873 nt
Organism: Eutrema salsugineum
Lineage: Eukaryota; Viridiplantae; Streptophyta; Magnoliopsida; Brassicales; Brassicaceae
Product: proline-rich protein 1
Exons: 3
Coding region: 1-873 (290 amino acids)
Source: RefSeq, a predicted model, not a curated record